CUCUUGGCGGGACGUCCAAUCUGUCCCGAUGAACAUUCUGAUCUUGAUAUCCUAAUCUCAGAACCUUUGUUUUGGGGUUCUGGGGGCUUUAUGAUGGUUACUCCGUAAUGUUUGGCAGCACGUCUAAGGUCUGUUCCCAAAAUAUCCGAGUGUAAGCCAAGCAUCCCCCAUCCCAACCCCCAAAACACACACACACACCCUUUGAUAGAUGAGUAUAAAUUGAAUUUCUGCCGUCUGUUUGGAUCAGUUUGUGUCAGAGCUUUAGACUUGUUUCACGGAGUUUUGUUUUCCGUUUUGGGAAAAGUGCUGCUUUCUAAAGGACGUUCUGUGAGGAGUCUCUAAGUGUGUGUUUGGCAGCCUCUGCGGUGUGUUUUAUAUCAGACAGCUAUGAGCGGUAAAUACAGUGUGGUGUUACAGGGUCCGGCCCCGUGGGGGUUCAGACUGCAGGGGGGGAAAGACUUCAACAUGCCUCUCUCCAUUUCACGGCUGACGGAUGCCGGAAAGGCUGCUAAAGCAGGAGUUGCAGUGGGAGAUCUGGUGCUGUCCAUCGACGGCAUCAGCACUGACGGCAUGAACCAUCUGGAGGCCCAGAACAAGAUUAAAGCCAGCUCAGACAAACUCAACCUUUCUUUGCAGAAAGCUUCAAGUCUGCCAAAACCAGAUGUGGCACCAAAGGAUGAUUGUGUGGAAAUCAUCAAACCUGUUCCCAUGACAACCUCCAUUCCAUUCUCCUCUGACAUCACAAACUCCACCCACAUCACGUCAUCCUCCAAUAGGAGCGCUCGUCCAUUUGGAGGGGCGGGGUCACCACCCAUAGCCUUCAUUCCCUCCACUGCAUCUGCUUUUGCACCCGCCUCCACAGCUCAAUACCCUAAUCCACUGUCUCCGCCCACUGAUGGCUCACCAAAUCAUCAGCCGACGGUGCCCCGCCCAUCAGUCUAUAACACACCCAUCAAUCUUUACUCUGAUGAAAAUGCCUGUGAGGUUGCCAUGGGCCAGAGGCGGGGCCUGCUGGAAAGCCAGGGUGAGAGCUGUCAGCUGAAUGGAAAGCCUGCGAUGAACAGACUUCCCCGUGUGCCAAUCACAGAGACAGACAUUGAGUUUUAUCAUGUCCCGACUCAUGGUGACGCCAGCAGGAAACGCAUCAUGGAGGACACCGAGGACUGGCGCCCCAGGACGGGAACAUCACAGUCCCGCUCCUUCCGCAUCCUCGCUCAAAUCACCGGCACUGAAUCUGAACUCGAUCGCGCUCAGGAGGCUGAAGCAGCAAAGAAAACCACAAAUGAGGAUGUGGAUGAUUGUCAACCCUCUGCUCACAUCACUUGUCCUGUUAAAACCAUGAUUAAAGCUCCAGCAACACCUGUCAGAAACAGCGCAGGCUUCAUUACUCCCACAUUUGGUGUUGUGAGCAGCAGUACACCUCUAGGCCCCGCCCUGGAUCGGCCCAUGCCCCGCCCACACCCUAAAGACGAAGCCUCUUUGGUUCAGCGGGCAGAACACAUUCCUGCUGGAACUCGCACUCCUAUGUGUGCUCACUGCGACAUGGUGAUCAGGGGUCCAUUUCUGGUGGCGAUGGGUAAAUCGUGGCACCCGGAGGAGUUCACCUGCGCUCACUGCAGUGUUUCUCUGAGCGAGCUUGGCUUUGUGGAGGAACAGGGCUCCGUUUACUGCCAGCACUGCUAUGAAGAGUUCUUUGCUCCGACCUGCUCACGCUGCCAUCACAAGAUCCUGGGGGAAGUGAUCAAUGCACUCAAGCAGACGUGGCACGUGUAUUGCUUCCUGUGCGCUUCCUGUCAGCAACCCAUCAGAAAUGAUACGUUUCACCUGGAGGAUGGAGAGCCGUACUGUGAGAGAGACUUUUACAGUCUGUUUGGGACGGGUUGCCGUGGCUGUGAUUUCCCAAUAGAAGCGGGAGACAAGUUUCUAGAGGCCCUGGGCGGCACCUGGCACGACACCUGCUUCGUGUGCACAGUGUGCAGUGUCAGUCUGGAGGGUCAGACCUUCUUCUCCAAAAAGGGCAAACCGCUUUGCAAGAAACACGCUCACGCUCUCAAAAUAUAGCAUAACUUUUUGAAGAACAAGCAAAAAACGUAGAAAUAUUUACCACCAAACACAGUAAAUGCCACAUUCUCUCACAUUGAUCUGUUGAAUCGCACUUUAUGCUGAGUUCAGACUGCAUGAUUUUCAAAGUAGUCGUGUCACAGAUGUUUUUACACUGCAUGACUAUCUGAGCUAGUGCUUCGUCGCUGCUUUGUUCACACGGCAAGAUGGAACAGCAACAGGGGGGUUCACACUGCAUACAAUAGGAACAAUUGCCGACAACUUUGUCCAAACUACAUCUCGCAGCCAAAAACACGUAGUAUAUCUUUUGUUAUUAACUACAUAAUGGGAAAGAAGCCUUUAAUGGGGUAGAAAAUGUACAUGUUUGCUCACCUGGUUUUUGAAGGGAAUUAACAAUUUCCCCUCCACCUUUUUCUUUUUUGACCGGGUUGUGGUGUUGCUAACAUGAUGCCUCAAACAGACACCCGGUUGUGGUGUUGCUAACAUGAUGCCUCAAACAGACACGGGCGCUCAUGCCAUAUUUAAACUAGUUUUGCCUCCGUUUUUGGGUCCAAAUAAACUGAAAACGAGCAGUUUUAACUUCUCAUUCAACCUCUCGCUGGCCUGCAGGUAAACACACUCAAGGGGCGCCUGCAGGAUUUUAUUCCAAGGUAUGCACAAAUCCAGCACCGCCCCGCCCCCUUCCGAUGGCUGUUAUUUCAGUAUUCAAACUUUAAACAACGAUUGCAUUAAGUAAAAUAAAAACAAAUAUUGUUGUUAUAAUUUAGCAAGAUUAUGCUCUUUAUUUUUGUAUAUUUAUCAUUUUAUUUUUGUUAUUUAUAAUAUUUUAUUGUCUUCAUAAUUAAAGCUAUAGACUGAUUCCUGCUUGACAUUUUAGAAAAUAUUUUGCGUAGCCACCCAGUAUAUAUUAAAGAUCACAGACAAAAAAAAAACAACAACACAGAAACAUGUUACAUGGCCCAAACAAAAUGUCCACCUUAUAUUAAACUGAAUUGUAAAAGAAAAUGGAGAAAAUUGCUUAUUUGAUUUUUAUAAAACAUUUAUUUUUGUUUGUUGUUUUUUGUUUUUUUUUAGUAAAAACAAUACCGACAUUUAAGAAUCCAUAUUUAUUUUAUUUAUUCAUUAAUUUGACUUGUUUAUUGUUGCAUAUAUAGGCUAUAAUUUAAAUCAUACAACAGUGGACAGCUACAGUGCCACAAAAAAAAAAAAAA
Messenger RNA from Danio rerio (zebrafish), 3272 nucleotides. Lineage: Eukaryota; Metazoa; Chordata; Actinopteri; Cypriniformes; Danionidae. The record is from RefSeq and is a predicted model, not a curated record.